Mytilus trossulus (common blue mussel) is the source of this 3346-nucleotide messenger RNA. Its product is annotated as E3 UFM1-protein ligase 1-like. The record is from RefSeq and is a predicted model, not a curated record. Gene Ontology annotation, cellular component: endoplasmic reticulum membrane. Gene Ontology annotation, molecular function: UFM1 ligase activity. NCBI's taxonomy places the organism in Eukaryota, Metazoa, Mollusca, Bivalvia, Mytilida, Mytilidae. Gene Ontology annotation, biological process: protein K69-linked ufmylation; response to endoplasmic reticulum stress; regulation of proteasomal ubiquitin-dependent protein catabolic process. The transcript has 17 exons. Bases 65 to 2398 code for a protein of 777 amino acids.
AGUGUACAUUAUUAUAGCACUAGCAAUGUAAAAGGGGAAGUAAUAUUGUUGACUAUUCGUAAAUAUGGCAGACUGGGAAGAGGUUAAACGGCUUGCAGCAGAUUUUCAGAGGGCCCAGUUAAGUGUAGCGAAACAAAGACUUUCAGAAAGGAAUGUAAUUGAACUGGUCUCAAAACUUGUGAAUUUAAAGCUGAUAGAUGUUAUCUACACAUUAGAUGGGAAAGAAUAUUUAACUCAUCAGGAGUUGUAUAAAGAAAUAACAGAUGAGUUACUUGUAAACGGGGGUAGGAUUAACCUGGUGGAUUUACAGCAGCUGUUAAAUGUUGAUUUCAGUCAUAUAGAAAGUAAAGCAUCAGAGAUAAUAAAACAUGAGAAGAACAGAAGUUUAGUGCUUGGACAGUUAAUUGAUAUAUCCUAUCUUGACAAAAUAGCUGAAGAAGUAAACGACAAACUUCAAGACCAAGGUCAUGUGACCAUACCAGAACUUACCAAGUUGUAUGAUCUUCCUGCUGACUUUCUGUCUGAGCAUAUACACGAUCGUGUUGGGAAGAUUAUUCAUGGACAUGUAGAUGCCUAUGACAGAGAUGUUAUAUUUACUGAAUCAUUCAUAACACGCAUGAAGGCACAAAUCAGAGGAACAUUCAGUGCGAUAACCAGACCAACAGUCAUACAAAGUAUAAUGUCCAGACAUAGUUUUCAGGAAAGAUUAUUUUAUUCAUUAUUAGAAGAUCUAGUAAAUACAGGUCGACUUGCAGGAUCUAUCUCUGGAGGAAGACAUGAAAAAGCCUUGUAUAUACCUAAUAUCUACACUAAAUCUCAAAAUGAGUGGGUAGAUUCCUUCUAUAAACAGAAUGGAUAUUUAGAAUAUGACUCCUUGAUCCGACUUGGAAUAGCAGAUCCAAAGUCUUAUAUAAAAAGAAGAUUCAAAGAUGAAGCAAUGACAUAUCUUGGGACGUGUUGUAUUGGAGUUGCUAUAAAAGAUCAGGUUGAGGCUAGUGUAGAGGAAGCUGAUACUAAUGAUACAUGGAUUGAUAUAAUGCCUUUACUGCCUUCCAUAUUUAGUAUGGAAGAUGUUAAACAGAUUUUAACUGAAUGUUCAAAGAAGUAUCCACACACUGCUGUAUGCUGUGAUACAAUAGUAACCAGUGAUAAAUUUUUACAGAAGUGGAACGAACCAUUCAAAGAUUUGGUUAUCAAAAAGGCUGAAAUGGAUGUAAGAAACAAUCCUUCCUUAUUCUCCAAUGAAGCAUCAAAAGGAAGUGGGAAAUUCUCAAAGAUAGACGAUGGUGGUAAAGAGGAUAGAAAGGAUCAGAGAAAAAAAAAAGCUGCAGGUGUUUCUAAAAGUGGUGGUGGAACUCAGGGUAGGGAAGUUAAAACCAGGUCAACCAAAAAGAAGUUCAAAGCUCAAGAGAGAGAUGAUUCAGAUGAUGAUGAUGCAACAAAUUCUAUGAAAGAAAAACAACAAGCAACCCAGUUUAUGUCUCUGGAAGAAUUAGAAAAUCAUCUUAAAAAACAGACAGAAUUGGAGGAUUGCCCUGACAGCUUCAUAGCUGAAAUAGCUCUACAACUUCACAGACCAUUGACAAGGCAAUACCAGGAAGCUGCUAAGUCUGUGUUCCUUACUCAAUCUGGUACCGGUACUGCAAGGAAGAAGACUCAUGGGGAACUACAAGAAAAAAUAUCAGGUCUUUGGACUAGCUGUUGUUUGUUUGAAAAAGGAAUGAAGCAAUUUAAUGAGGAAACAUCUGCACAGCUUGUCAAGCAUUUAUUGAAGACUGUUUGUUCUGAUAUUACCAACAUAGUUGUCAGUGCAGUAGCAACAGAACACAUGAUGUCAGUCCAAGAAGAUGCACAGUUAACACCAGAAGGAAGAGCUGCAAUAAUUGUUAAACUACCAGAUAACAUCCAGCAAAUUUUGAGUAAACUUAACACAUCUCUCAACGGAAAGUCUCUAGAAGAGUUUAACAACCAGUUAAAUAUAAUCUGUAGUCCAGAACAUCUUGGAGUAAUGCUGAAAAAAACAGACAAGAAAAAAGAAAGGCAGUUGGUGUUUAACCAGAGACAAGUUUUACUGGAACAAUUAAAGUCUGAAACUGAUCCUGCAGUGGCAUUACAUUUGUCAUCAGUUAUUUUAAUCCAUACAUAUACACAGAAUAUUGUCCAUAUUCCUGGAAAAUGUGUUCCUCUACUCAUAGAGUUUCUUAAAUCGCACAUGGAGGCUGAUAAAUAUGAUGUACUACAUAACCAGCAGGAUUUAAUAAUGAAGAUGAUGAAAGUCCAGGGAAAUGAAGAAAAGAAAGAUGAGUUUUCAUCCUUGGAGUCAGAAGCUAAAUUACAAAUGGAUGAAAUAAAAAAAGUUGUGAUUAUGGGAAAGAAAUCUAUAGUGACAGAGAACUAAAAUAUAUACAAAAAGACAUCCAAUACACUCAGAUUCAAAUUGAAAUUGAUUCAAAACAGAUAUAAAAUUUAUGUGCAAUAUAAAUAUCUUUUGUACACAUUUGGUGAACAGGCUUUUUAAGCGUCACCAUGGAUUAGAACAAUCAAAUUUUAGUGAUGUGAAUGCCUUGUCUACUCUGCAUAAAUAGAAACUUUGUAAAAUCUUAAGUGAAAAUUGAAAUAUUGGAGGUACAAAAAAUGUAUAAUAUGAAAUAUCCUGUAACAAAUUACUAUUAAGAUGAAAUAUCAUCAGUGAUUUCCCCUAUUAGUCUUUUUUUAAUUUAUACUUCUCAAAAUGCUGUGCAGAAUUUAUCAGUGUUUCUUGGCAUGAGUAAAGUUUUAUUCUAUCCAGUACUAAGACAAAAGUUUCUCAAAACAUAUCAUUGCUUUUAAGAAAAAAAAACAUCACCAGAACUUCCAGAAGUUAACCAAUCAAUUGUUCACCCCCUUUUUAUCAUGUGCACAAGCAUAAGUAACCAUGUAACCUAAAUAUUCGUUAGAAACACCAAAUAAAAAAUAAUGGUGCUUUGAAACACCCAAUAUAUGUGUUUAUGACCCACAAUUUUUUUACUGCAAUGUAUUACAGGGUUAAUUUACUACAACUUGAAAAUUCAAUAAAUACCACUUAUAGACCUCAGGGGCGGAUGCAGGAAUUUUCGAAAGGGGGGUGCUAACCCAGGGCAAAGGGGGGGUGCAAAACAUAUGUCCCGAUACAAAAGCAUUGAUCGGCAAAAAUAAAGGGGGGGGUGCACACCCCCGGAACCCCCCCUCUGGAUCCGCCACUGGACCUCUUUGUCUUCAUUGUAAGAUUUCAACUUUUUAAGCCAAUAAAUAAAAAUUAUCAGGUAACUUUCACUCAUUGAUGUAAGAAAUGUGAUAAUAAAUGAGUAAUUAAAGUAUUCAAGCUGAA